Messenger RNA from Aspergillus bombycis, 858 nucleotides. RefSeq lists its product as uncharacterized. NCBI's taxonomy places the organism in Eukaryota, Fungi, Ascomycota, Eurotiomycetes, Eurotiales, Aspergillaceae. The transcript has a single exon. Bases 1 to 858 code for a protein of 285 amino acids. The record is from RefSeq and is a predicted model, not a curated record.
AUGGCUACGAAUUCAAGCACUCAGGAGGAAACCCUUCCGACCUUAUCUUCUCCAACCCCAUCUCCAGAUCCAACCUCCAAGCAGGACGAUCUCGACCCUCCAACCACCUCAGCAACAGCAACAGCACCACCUUACUCCCCAAUCUACGCCACCGCCGAACCAGCCAGUAUGCCCUCACAACCCGCCUCAGCACCAACCGACCCCCCAACAGCCCCUAUACACCCGCCCCCAGAACCAGCUACUGCCACCAGUACCACGACUACGGCUACUAAUACCUCACCACCACCACCACAACCCGGAGCUCAACCACAUCCUCCACCAGCAACCCAAGAACCAACAGAACCAUCUCCUUCGAACCCUCCACCACCCAAACCAGCCGAUAUCCCGCAAGCGCAACCACAAGCACCGUUCGCGGCAAGUACCCAGUCUAACCCUACUACUAUUACUACUACUGCUUCUCCCCCUCCUACUACUAUUACUGCUACUACAUCCACCUCUCCCCCAACUACCGCUUCAAACCCAAAUCUCAGAUCUGGGUACAGCUACAGCUACUCCCCAUCAUCCUUAACACAACGACAUCCCAAUCCGCACAUUCAACCGCAAGCUGCAGUUCCGAAUUCAACGUCCACACCCUACGCAUCUCUCUACCAGCCGCCAACGAGUACAGUGAACAAUACAUCUCUUUCGGGCAGUCGGUCCCAGUUACCGCUGCACUAUACCUCUGGGAACACGGAAAUAGGGACUGGUGAAUCGGGAUUUCUUGACAAUGCCAAGGCGUGGUUCUGGAGCGCGGGGAAUAAGUUGGCGGAGGUUGAAGCUGAGGUUUGGAGGAGGAUUAAUGAAGCUCAUGAUAAGUAG